Hordeum vulgare subsp. vulgare (domesticated barley) is the source of this 1822-nucleotide messenger RNA. Its product is annotated as protein JASON-like. The coding region runs from base 128 to 1477 and encodes 449 amino acids. Lineage: Eukaryota; Viridiplantae; Streptophyta; Magnoliopsida; Poales; Poaceae. The transcript has 8 exons. The record is from RefSeq and is a predicted model, not a curated record. Gene Ontology annotation, biological process: male meiosis II.
ACCUCUUUCCGGUCCCCCGUGUCUCCCAUUUCGAACGGCCGCCUCCUCCGUCCGUCCGUCCCCAUCCCGUCCCCGAUCCCGCGGCGAGUCGGCGGUAGCGGAACCCUAGCCGCCGGCGGGGGGCGCGAUGUGCGGGUGCGCGGAGGCGCUGGUGAGGGCGGUGGUGGCCUUCUUCGACGCCGUCCUCGUCGACUGCUUCCUCUCCUGGUUCCGCCUCCGCCGCCCCGGCCCCGGUCCCGACAGCCCCGCCUCCGCCAACCGGGAUCCGCCCGUGCACAAGGACCGGGGAGGGGACGCGCUCCGGGCCUCGGACGAGGAGAAAGGUUUUGCGGAGAGCACCGGGUCCAACGAGCAGCUGCUUGCAGACGGAGAUGACACUGAUGAGGAGCUUAGGCGAGAGGCAGAUUACCUCAAGUUGUAUGGCACAAUAUCGCAAACCCCGGCUGAACUUCGAAAUGUGUCAUAUGAAAGUAAUUCUGAAUCCGCUAAUGAGUCUGAUGACAUGUCCAUCAAUGGACUUGCAAUGGGAGCAACAUCUUUAUCUGGAUUUAAUUCGUCCGAACGCUCAAAAUGUGAGGAGGAUCUGAUGACUGAACUUGAAGUUUCACAAGACAAAUUACUUGAUUCUGUCCCUCGAUCAGUUCUCCAUGAUAAGUCCCCAUUCUGGAGAAUGCAAAAUAGGUUGUCUGACUGCAACGGUUCACCCUUCCCGACACCUUUGGUUCUCAGAGACGAGAUGCAAACCCCUGGAACAAUUUAUACUUCACACACAGGGUCUACUAUGUCCAGGAAGCGUGUGCGCACCCGCAAGCAGUUUGUCUAUCCUGUCUUGAGACCGAUUGAGAACAAGCUUCAGCAAACGGAACUGCCAGAAGAUUCUUCACCAAUGCUGCCCUCCAGCAGUCCUAAGCAUAUCAGGAAACUGCAGCAGACCUCUUCAAAUUCAGUCGCUAAGGUGGGAUUCUUGAAAUCUCUGCCAUUCAGUUAUCCCACUGAGAAUUCUUCACACAAAGAGAAGGGAUCACCCCCUUCGGAGGAGUCGAAGUGCCAAACCAGAAGCCCGAAUCUAUUGGACGGUGGAGCUCUGUCAAAAUCAAUAUCAGAUGAAAAGCAUGCUGCGAUGAGUCUGACCCACUGGCUAAAACCUUUAUCCACAGUCAGUGAGGAUCAAGGUGUUGUCAGCUCAUCCGCUUCCGACCAACCGCGCGAUGAGAACACGCUUUUCACAGAGAGCCCCGUCUUCACGGCAGCUUCUGGAAUGGACGCAGAUGUCGAGAACCCUACUCCAAGGUUCCCCAAGGCAUGGGAUGGCAACGGCAUUCCCAAUACAACAAAUAAAUACAAGGAGGAUCAGAAGGUCAGCUGGCACACAACACCAUUCGAGGAGCGGUUGUUGAGGGUUUUGUCUGAUGAGCAGCCUAACGCCCCAAGGAAACUUAUCAGAGGAGAUCUAUUUCAUGUAGAGGAGGAGACCUGAUGGAGGGGAGCUGAAUAUAAACGGCAAGAGUUCUCAAUCCAAAUGUUGAUAUAUAUCAGUCCUCAACCUUUGAAGCUGCGCGCCUGAAUGAUAUGUCUGUUUUUUUGUCGCUCCACCAUAUACCUGUCGCCGAACUUUCGCCUUCACCGUGAUGCAAUGUUACGUACAUACAAACGGUAGAUGUUAUUACUGCUGCUAUGAACAUCAACCUCUGGUGGAGGCUUAAGAUGUAAGAAAUGUUACUUAGCUGUCCUACCUGUAAUACCCUUUACACUGUACUGUUGAAGCUUGUCACUGCUCAUACUGAGCAAUCACACUGAGACGUCUCAGUGUCCCUUUUUGUCU